Messenger RNA from Anoplophora glabripennis (Asian longhorned beetle), 1119 nucleotides. RefSeq names its product cuticle protein 7-like. Gene Ontology annotation, cellular component: extracellular matrix. The record is from RefSeq and is a predicted model, not a curated record. Bases 61 to 540 code for a protein of 159 amino acids. Lineage: Eukaryota; Metazoa; Arthropoda; Insecta; Coleoptera; Cerambycidae. The transcript is spliced from 3 exons.
GGGAGGAGCCCCCCAGUACAUACACCAUUUCUGUUCAGUUGUGUGCAUCUCCUUAAAAUAAUGGCUUUUCUCUAUAUUGUGUCACUUGCUGUAGUUUUAACUGUUGCUGAAGCUGGAUUUGCAGGAGCGCCCUUUGCAGCAGGACCUUAUGCACAUCCUGGAGUUGGUGUAGCUGGACCGUACGUAGCUGCUCCAGGAGCUCCUGUGCCGUAUCCAGUCGAUGGUGGUCACGAUAUUGAUUAUUACGCUCAUCCAAAAUACUCUUACAACUACGGAGUUGCUGAUGGCGUAACUGGAGACAGAAAGAGCCAACAAGAAGUACGUGAUGGUGGUGUUGUGAAAGGAUCCUAUUCCGUUGCGGAGCCAGAUGGUUCCGUCCGAGUGGUCGACUACGCAGCAGACGACGUAAACGGUUUCAACGCUGUAGUGAAGAGAAUUGGGCCCUCGGUACAUGCAGCUCCUCUCCGACCUGCUCCCGUGGCGGUAGCAGCUCCCGCAGCAUUUGGACACGCUGGUGUCUAUGGUCAUGGCCAUUAUUAAGUUAACGAUAGCACAGUCUCUAUUAGAUUUGUUAAAAAUUUGUACACGUGAAGUUUCUGGUAUUUCAUAUUAGUUCCGCCAUAAUGGUAAUUGCUUUUGCAACUUCAUUUGUUUUAGUGUUUAUAUUUAUAAAGUUUUUAUUACCAAAAUUUUUUAUAAUGUUCAAUUUAUGGAUGAAACUUUUAAAAUCCAACAAUUUUUCCAGUUUUUUAAAAACAUUCAUUAAUCAAAAAUCAUAAUUACUUUUAAAACCAGCAAUCUCUUUCUUAAAAAUAUUUGACUAUUAAUUAAUUUCACGUCAAUAGAGACUAGAGAGAAUUUAUAAUUAAAAAGGAUAUACGAGUAGGACUACGAUAAUGGUAUAUUUUAAAGCAGUUGUAUAUUUAUUUUUUUGUUUUUGGAGUAGUGUUUCCAAGAAUGCGUGAUACAUAGCACAAACGCUAUUUCGAUUUAUAAUGAAUUGUACAUGGCAAAUACAUUGUAAUAUAUACAGUAUUUUAGUAUAUUUUAACUUUACGUGAAAAUAGUUGUUGUAUUUGUAAAAUAUUUUAGUAAUAAAAUAUAAUAGCUUAUAUAGUA